AGCGAGCGAGAGAGUGAGAGAGCGAGCUCCCGAGGCUGAGGCCGAGGCGGCGCGGACUGGAGCAGGCAGGAAGGGAGGGGAGGAGAGGAGAGGAGAGGAGAGGAGAGCGAAAGGGGGCGCGGGUGCGGAUGGUCGUGCGCGGCCCCGCUCCGUUCCGGCAGGUGUCAAGAACGUUGCAAAUCAAAUUGAGGGGCGGGGUGGGAGGCGCGGACAGGAUCCGGUGGGAAUUCGGGCUCGGGGUCGUCGUCGCCGUGCUCCGAAUGCGGCCUCCCUGGGCUGGAGCUCGGACACAGUCACGCUUGAGCGCGCACGAUCGGCUUUUAAUCCUUGAGGUCGGACGAGAAGGAAGGAAGGAACGCAUCGGCGACGAAAACGCAGGAGGGCUCCGGGAGCAGAAGCACCGCGAGCGAGCGAGGGAGGCUUCGAGUGAGGCAAUCGCGAGUUGGGAGAGGUCGGAAUUGGGUGGAGCUUUAGACCACGCAAUCUUGUGACUUUCGGCCUCUUCGUUCGUCGUCGAUUGAUCGUAGAAGUGGAGCUUGGGCGUGAGUCCGUGUCGGACGUAGUAGGUGUAGAUUGUUGGCAAGAAGUACUCGUUCCGGUAUGCCACUGACGGGAUCGUAGAUUAGUAUGCGCGUACGUGGAAUUUGGGUCCACCGACCUCUCUCAAAGGCUGAGAGAAAUGUCGUAGCGCAGCUCUGGAUCGACUACAGAGCAUAUACUAUGGCUGUAGUGCUAGUAGCUCUUGACGAGCUAGCACUGGCGUAGGGAGAGUCUUUGUGGAGCUUCACUAGGGAAGAUUUGUUGUGAAAUCGGUCACCAUGGCUGCGGCUCCUGAGGAGCAAGCGCCGUCAGCAGCAGCAGCAGCAGCACCUCAAGCACCUCCAGCACCCCCAGCACCUCCACCGCCGCAGGCUGACGAGAUAUCUAGCAGCAAAGCGCAGGCGUCUGGAAGUAGUGAUAGUGUUGCGCAGGGUCUGACCUCCGACUGGAAAUGGGUUAAUCAGAAGGAGCUACAGACGUUAGUCACCAGAGCGGCAGAUGGAUCGGGAGUUGAAUUGGCAGCCAAGUCGUCCUCGUCUGCGGCCGAGGGUGAAUCGGCAGGGACCUUCGUGAGAGUGGUGACGGAAAAUGGGGCUGAAUUUGAAGGAAAUCUUUCGAACGCCGGAGGAAGUAGGCAGAUUGCUCACAUUUUGCUCACGCCAGGCGCUUCCCCUCCACCUCUUCCCGAUGACAGUUCGAAGGGUAAAUGGGAGGCAGGGAAGAAGAAGAGGAUAGUAAGCGAUGAGGAGUUCGAUGACGUGGAUCUAGAGAAGGGCUUAGGCACUUCGGGAACAGGGGUUGAUAAAAACGCAGUGCAAAAAGGCACAGUGCUUGAGUAUGAGGGAGCCGAGGAGACGGUCUGUCGCGUGUGUCACUUCAAUUUGGGCCCCAGCAAGGAGUCGCUUAUGGAUCUCGGAUGUUCUUGCAAACGCGAUUUAUCUCACGCUCACCGAGAAUGCGCCGAGACUUGGUUUCGAGUCAGAGGCAACCGGAAGUGCGAAAUUUGUGGUGAGAUUGCGCAGAACGUACACUUAGCCGAGGCUACCCCUGGCACCAGCACAGGAGACACAACAACAAUCACUGUCGUCACCGUUCAUCAUCGAUAUGCGUGCCAAAACAAGCCUGUCCGCGUCCUACUGGCGUUUCUCGUAGCUGCCUUCCUGGUGCCCUGGCUAUUUCGAUUUGCGUACAAACAAUAGUUUCCUCCAACUCUUCUCUCCCCCAGUGAUCUUCGAGAAUCUUGACUCAUAUCUGUAGUGAUAAAUAAGGGAAGAUCCGAUUCAUCAAAUUGAUUGAUUGAUUGAUUGAUUCUUUGGGCAGACAAGGGUAUCAGACCUGGCACCCGUUUUGUAAGUGAAUUCUGCUAGACGCAAGACGUCUCACAGAUAAAUCAAAGCCUUAGGACGUUGGAUUGGCCAGCACGAUACCCACACCUACAAUCGUAGAAAGUUUGCUUGUCACAUAUACGAGAGAAAUAUCAAAGAUUUACACAUAAACCGGUUGAGGAAGAUCAGCUGACCGAUUGUGUAACGAAUGUACUACAUUAGUUGCUUCCUUUAUCUGACAGACUGAUUUCGUGAGCCCACUUUAAGGAGUAUCGACUGAGUUACAUUGUACAAUCUAAAUUAGAAUUCUUCACAAUAUACAUCUUCACUUAGAAUCAGUCGCUCCUGGCCGGCAGCCCAUGUAUUCAACUGUAGAUACUCAUCCCAAUCACAAUUGAGACUGCCCCGUCCACGAAUCAUUGUUUCAUUAUUUAUUUAUGGAGAUUUCCAUACAUCACCUUCUCAGU
Marchantia polymorpha subsp. ruderalis is the source of this 2332-nucleotide messenger RNA. The record is from the annotation of a GenBank genome assembly. NCBI's taxonomy places the organism in Eukaryota, Viridiplantae, Streptophyta, Marchantiopsida, Marchantiales, Marchantiaceae.